AUAUGUGGCUGUCGCUUAUCUUUAUUGCCUGUCUAGCCGGCGCAAGCAGUGGAUCUGUGGGCGGCGAUGAGAAGAUGCCGGUGGAGCAGGGCUUUGUGCCUCGCUAUACUCCGGUGGCCGAGAGCAAGCGACAGGAUUUGGAUUUACCCGCUGAAGUGGGUGUGGAGCAGCAAAAGAGACCAACAGCCGGCGAUAAGAAACCCUGGCGACGAGUGCAGUACGGUUACGAUGGAGUGCAAACGGCUGCCUGGGCUGCGCCCUCACCUCCAGCAGCCAUUCUGUCCAUUCUGAAUCCUCUGCUUGCACCCGGACUGCUCCUUUUGGGUGUCAAUUUGGGAGCACUGCUCUACAUGCUGCUGGGACUUCUGGGACUGGCUCCUCAUCGCAGUGGCGGCCCAAGUCGGAUUGCCUCGCUCCCGGAAACCAAUUCUCAGUACUGGCCUGACGAUCAAAGCUUCUACCACCGAGACAGACACAAUCUGGGUGAGGGCAAGGAAACGGCUGUAUAUUUUUAG
Drosophila teissieri is the source of this 515-nucleotide messenger RNA. RefSeq lists its product as uncharacterized. The coding region runs from base 3 to 515 and encodes 170 amino acids. The record is from RefSeq and is a predicted model, not a curated record. The transcript has a single exon. NCBI's taxonomy places the organism in Eukaryota, Metazoa, Arthropoda, Insecta, Diptera, Drosophilidae.